GUUUGUGAAGUCUACUACGGCUAUAUUGCGUAGCCAGCGUGGCUUCACCGCGCUUCGAUUUCGCGAGGAAAACCACGCCGUUUCACAACCCACCUACGAAGAUGUUUUAGAUAGACGUCUAAAUAAGCGUAUAAGAAAGCGCGUAAAACCAAUUUAUAACGGUGCACAAGCCACGCCACGUGCGGCGAGGCUAACGAAAGUACUUCCUUGCCUGGAAAGUAGUCCUAGCAGAGCCUUUGGCUUGCUGCUGCUGUUCUUUGUUUCGUUGUUUGGUAUAGAGCUACCGCUUUCCGAGCUGGGCACCAUGGGAAAGGAUGAUCAAGGCGCGGGUGACCCGCUCGACAACGUGCUCUACUGCAGCGGCUUACGUCGGCUCAGCGUGUGGCCGUGGUUCAAAGCAGUUGCCAGCUUGUUGCUGACCGAGCGUCAAGGUUCCGUUUAUGCGGUUCUAUGCUUCCCUGGGCUUUUGUCGGAAUUCGUUCAGCGGGUCGUCGAUCGUUUGCGUGGGUUCGGGCAUACAGUGCCUGAGGUAGCUACUUACAUGCUGGAGCUUGGGACGUACAUACUUGAGCACGGCUUACUGGAUCGAGUACGCCAGAGGAGUGACAGCGAGUAUGUCGUUGCUACGCUGUGCGCUCGGUAUGCUGUUGCUGCUGGUCACCUUCCUCCUAACGCACUCGCUUCGGUGCGAUGGCAGCUCCAGCUGGGGGAUCCAGACGUGGUGCGGCAACAGGACCUCAUGCGGGCAGAUGCUGUUGCUGUUGCGUUGUACCAGACUAUCGCUCGUCUGCAACAGGAGCAAGCACAACAGCGAGGGCAUCUGCCGAGCGCUGGUGUGCAGCGUACAGUCGCAGGAGGAGGUAGCUCGGGGCAGGCGGGUUUGUGCGGUACGGCUGCGGGGGUCGGCGGAGGCUCCAGGCUAGGGGCCUCGGUUGCGGCUGGCUUGGGCCUCGGUCUUUGGGCGCCGCUGCCUGGUUGGGGCUUGGGCCUAGCGGCUCUGGCGGGGACGGUGGGACUCCCGGUGGGCUUCGGCCUAGCGGCUCCGGUGGGGACGGUGGGACUCCCGGUGGACUUCAGCCUGGCGGCUCCGGCGGGGACGGUGGGACUCCCCGCCGCGGCGCAGCCUGGUUGGGGCUUGGGCCUAGCGGCUCCGGCGGGGACGGUGGGACUCCCCGCCGCGGCGCAGCCUGGUUGGGGCUUGGGCCUAGCGGCUCUGGCGGGGACGGUGGGACUCCCGGCGGGCUUCGGCCUGGCGGCUCCGGCCGGCGCGGUGGGAAUUCCCGCAGUGGCGCCAGCAGCGGCAGCAGCAGCGCCGGCGGCAGCAGUGGGAUGGCUGGGAUUGGGGCAUGGGCGUUCCACUGCGCUGCAUGUACAGCAGAACGACCUUUUGGGUGCACCAGCAGCGGCAUCGGCUGCAGCCAGGCAGGCGCGCAGACGUGACAAUGCAGCGUGUAGGCCUCAGCGGAGGCAACUGAUGGCAGCAGCUAGGCAAGCUUGCCAGCGUAAGCGUUCUUGCCAGACUCCGUAUACAAAAGCGCAAGACCAAUUGGCACAGCCACUUCUGUCUCACUCACGGUUCUCUCCGGGGUCCAACGGCACUGUCACACCGUCCGUACAAGCCCGCGGAUCCUUGGCGCUUUCUGCCCGCCAGCACAACGUGACUACCUAACCACUCCCUCUUUCUACACAAUAAACUACAUAAUCAGACGCUUCCUCCCCGUUUUAAUCAAUCGCUUCCCCCCAUUCUUACACGCCCCGCUAUACCGCAACACCUUACCAUCCGCUAACAGCACCCGGCCAUGUUCUACAGCGUUUACACCGCCGUGGUGGGCAUGGCCCUCCACCUGCUCUUCCUCACUCUAACCAUCGCAUACACCGUCGCGGACUAUGCCUUCUUUAGGUGGCUCCGCGCGCUGGAGCCCAACCUCAACCGCCACCUGGAGGACAAGGUCAAGGACGAUCUGCUCAUUCGCGCAAGCGCUCCCGAGCACCGCCUACACGCACCGCUCUUCCCCUUGAGCACCGCCAUAGAGCAACAGCGCCUCAUCGCCAACUAUACGCAUAUCGCAACUGCCUUCGCCGCUCUCCGUCACUACGUUCUCCGCGCACCUGCAAACACACCCGCACCCCAACAAUUCGCCAACAACCGCAACGUGGUCAACCCCCGCGACGUGGAAGGCCGCCUCGGCUGCCUGACCAAUGGCCUCAUCCCCACGCUGCUGCGAGCGUUCCCUGCCACCCUCGCGCUUGCAGGAAGCGCCGCGCUCUACGCAGUCCUCCAGAUCCCCCUGGAAGCCAUCACCCCCAACCUCGUACACGACUACGACAUCUACGUCAUUGCUCCCACCGCAGCCGCUGGCUUCACGAUCCUUCGCAACGCCAUCCACCUCCUCACCAUGCUGCAAGACGUCCAUAUCCUGCGCAUCAUCGACACCGAGCGCGCCACGACCGUCGUGUGCGACGUCACCAUUGGCAACCGCACCACCCACCAACGCGUUCAAUUCAACAAGCGCGUCGCCCAACACAAGCAUGCCAUCGUCACAGCCUAUGACCUCUCCGUAGUCAUGCUUGCCGUCCUCCUCGACGACCCGGCAGACCCGGACCUCAAUACGUACUGCCACGCCCUCUGGUUCUACUCGCUAAUUGUCGGCGCCGCCAUUUCCAUCCCCAGCCAAUUCUCCCUCCGCCGGGCGUCUAAGUACCACGCCCGCGGCUUUCCCCUAUGGAUCACCCGCUACCACCCGGUGGUAUACCUCUCCAACGGCCGCAUCCAGUGCCCGCCUACCGAGCUCGCAUCGGCGGGCGGCAACCUCUUCGUCAUCGCCUACGACGACUUCGCCACCUUCAUGCGGUGCACGGGCGCGCAGCUCCGCUCCCUGGUCAGCCGCGCCACCAGCAUGGCGUCCACUGAAUGGCGUGACCCCGGCAGCACACUCUCCGCCACCGAAUGGAGCCGCCUGCGCCCGCACCUGCACCGCGCCCAGCUGGACGACGAUGCCCACGUGCUCCACACCAAGUGGAACCCCGCCGCCAUCCCGUGGAUGGGCGAGCGCCGCAACGCCCACUGAGGGGCCGACGUUUUGCUUUGCGGCGUAACGGUACACUUGCGCAGCACUGGGUUUGGUUGGUGUCCGUUUUGCUAAGGGUUACACGGCUGGUUAUAUGGCACUAACUAGACUGUUUGACACCAUGCCGAGCUGUUCAGUUGUUGUUGAAAGGGGCCGACGUCUUGCUUUGCGGCGUAACGGUAACGUCCACUAGAUAACGACCUGCUGUACUUUUAGCAUGAUAGAUCCGACAGUAAGCGACCCGACCGGCAGCCCGGUAGGGAGCCGUGUUCCGUGUUCCCAUAAAUAUACCGGCUGUCCGGCGAGGAGCAUGUUCCGUGUUCCCACCUUCCAAAUGCCUCUAAUGCCUACAAAUGAUAAGUUGUAAUAAUAAUACACCGA
Astrephomene gubernaculifera is the source of this 3449-nucleotide messenger RNA. The record is from the annotation of a GenBank genome assembly. Lineage: Eukaryota; Viridiplantae; Chlorophyta; Chlorophyceae; Chlamydomonadales; Astrephomenaceae.